Molecule: messenger RNA, 1116 nt
Organism: Eucalyptus grandis
Lineage: Eukaryota; Viridiplantae; Streptophyta; Magnoliopsida; Myrtales; Myrtaceae
Product: 4-hydroxy-tetrahydrodipicolinate reductase 1, chloroplastic-like
Cellular component (GO): chloroplast stroma
Molecular function (GO): NADPH binding; 4-hydroxy-tetrahydrodipicolinate reductase activity
Source: RefSeq, a predicted model, not a curated record
AAAUGGACAUACCCAUCAUGGUGAACAGUUGUUUGGGCAAAAUGGGGAAGGCUGUUAUAAAAGCAGCGGAUUCUGCGGGGCUCGAUCUUAUCCCCAUGUCGUUUGGCUGUGCUGAAGAGGCUGGAAAAACCGUAGAGGUGUGUGGGAAAGAGAUUACGGUGCACGGACCCAGUCUUUGUGAACACCCGAAUAUGAUCGUGGUCGACUACACUGUGCCUGAUGCAGUGAACAGUAAUGCUGAGCUGUAUUGCGAUGUUGGAGUUCCAUUUGUCAUGGGAACUACUGGAGGGGAUAGAACAGUCAAGGAUUCAAAUGUAUAUGCAGUAAUUUCCCUGCAAGUGGGGAAACAGGUUGUGGCAUUUCUUGCAGCGAUGGAAAUUAUGGCAGAGCAGUUUCCAGGAGCCUUUUCUGGGUAUUUUUUAAAGGUGAUGGAGUCCCAUCAAUCAAGCAAAUUGGACACAUCUGGAACAGCUAAGGCAGUAAUUUCUUGCUUUAAGAAGUUGGGAGUGUCUUUUGACAUGGAUCAGAUCCAGAUGAUCUGUGAUCCUAAACAACAAAUGGAGAUGGUGGGAGUUCCAGAAGAGUAUUUGUCUGGUCAUGCUUUCCAUUUGUAUCAUCUGUCAUUGCCCGAUGAAACAGUUUCUUUCGAGUUUCAGCACAAUGUUUGUGGUAGAUCAAUAUAUGCCGAGGGUACAGUUGGUGCUGUCUUGUUUUUAGUAAAGAAGAUCCAGCAGAAGGCAGACCAUAUACACAAUAUGAUUGAUGUAUUGCGUGAGGUUAGCAUGCGUUAAUUCUAGUUUCAUGCUGAGGUUUCUUGUGUGGCGUUUAUCUUUCAGGUCAGCUGUAUUGUCUUAGUUCUGUGUUGUGGUCUUGAAUAAUCUUUACCAUUGUUAUAAUAAUUAUUAUUAGUAAUUGUUUGGCAGAUGUCGUAUCUCCAUCCAACUCAGGACUCUGGUUUUAGAAUUCUUUAUACUUAUCGUUGCUUUAUAUGGCAAUGGAGUAGAGAAAAUUGCAAGACUUGUUUUGAAGAUGGAUCAUUAAGCUUGAGCAGCUGCAGCUUCUCUUUGAGAUGUUAGGAUUUUGAUCAUUUGCAAUGCAAAGCACGUCUUAAAAUCA